GGUACACAGUGGCCUGAGAGAGCGGCGGGUGGGCGGCGGCGGGGCCAUGAACCUGGGAGAUGGUUUGAAGCUUGAAACUGAAUUGUUGGAUGGAAAAACCAAGCUAAUACUGUCUCCAUAUGAGCAUAAAUCAAAAGUUUCUGUGAAGAUGGGAAAUAAGAUCAAGAUUGCAAAAUGUCCUUUAAGAAUAAAACAGACUGGACACAUUCUAAAAUCACAGAAUUCUUACACUGGGAGCGAAAACAUUUCUCAAAAGAAGAUAAUUAGUUCAGAAACUUCACAGGCAAAACCAGAGAAAAUUAGAUUGCCAUUUUCACCCUCUAAGGAUUUAUGUCAGCAGUAUGCAGAAAAAGACUGUCAUCAUUUCCCAAGAGAGUCUUCACCUGCAACCUCUGAUAUACAGAAGACUGUAAACACGGCAGAUAAAUGCCUAGUGGCUAAACAGAAGCCUUGCAAAACACACCCCACUGAGACCAUGGACAGCAGCAUGGUGUGUCUAACCCAAGACCAACUGCAGCAGAUUUUGAUGAGUGUCAACCAAGGGAAUGGAUCUGUGUCCCUAACUGGAAAUGGAAAGGAGGAGGAAGCAAGUCAAGAUAGUUUACAUUUAAUCAAUAUUCCUAGCCAGCCAAAGGAUGUGAAUGUUACAGGAUUACUGCAGAAAACAGAGGCUGUUUCACCUGUCUCAGAUGCAAAUAAGCAUGUCUUCAGUAGAACUCAAGAGGCAUUUCAACAAUGUGAGCAGAAAAUCGCCAUAGAGAAUGAGUGGAAGCCUGCAGACAUAUUCAGUACUCUGGGGGAACGGGAGCGUGAUAGAAAUUUGUUGGAAGCAAGAAGAGCCCAGUGGAAGAAAGAGCUAGAUGAACAGGUUGCUUUAAAGAAGAAAGAAAAAGAAGCUUCUCAAAAAUGGAAUGAUCCUUGGAAAAAAUCUGAAAUUGUAUAUGAGAAAACUCAAAUCCUUGACCAAUCUAAGGAAGCAGGACUAUUGGAGCGUCCCAGCAGCACUGUCAGCCAGGAGCAGCAGAGAAAGUGGAUAGAAGAACUGAGUAAACAAGUAGAAGCCGACCAGCAAAGGAGAACAGAGGAGAAAAUGACACAUUCAAAGGGUGAGGACCAUGACAGAUGGGCAGUGCAUUUUGAUUCGUUCAAGAGUCUUCCUGGGUCUCAGUCUCGGCUGUCCUGUCAGUUACCACACCAGCACCCGGAGUCCUUUUGUGUCUCUCCUGACACUCAGGAGCUGGCUGAUGUCAACAGUGUUUACACACCUCCCCCUGCCAUCCGGGUGGAACUUUCAGAGGAACAACAGCAAGCCAAACCUGUUCCAGAUAUGGCUGUGUCAUACGGUCAGAAAACAAACUUUCUCCGUUCUAUGACUGCACUCCUGGACCCAGCACAGAUUGAGGAGCGGGAAAGACGUCGGCACAAACAAUUAGAACAUCAGAAAGCAAUCAUGGCUCAAGUAGAAGAGAACCGCAGGAAGAAGCGGCUGGAAGAAGAACAGAGGAAGAAGGAAGAGCAGGAAGAGGAGCAGCGCUUGGCUCGGGAACGGGAGGAGAUGCAAAGGCAAUAUGAAGAGGACAUUCUUAAGCAGAGACAGAAGGAAGAAAUCAUGACUCUAAAGACAAAUGAGCUAUUCCACACAAUGCAGCGAGCUCAGGAGUUGGCACAGAGACUGAAACAGGAGCAGAGGAUCCGAGAACUGACUCAGAAAGGACAUGAUGCAUCCAGGCUGAUUAAAAAUCUUGGCGCACAAGUGGAUUACAAGGUCUCCACUAAUGUUUCCAGUUCAAGAAGGGAUGCUCAGGAGGCUGCUGACGAAGCUUGCACAGUCUCUCCCAAGAAGGACACCGGAGUGCAGACAGAUGACUUAAAUUUAGCAAUUUUCAGCGAUGCACUACCACACUGUGGAUCAUUAACAGAGAAGGGCACUAGAAACUUUUCUUCUCCAGAGAUUUCUGCAGAAUUUAAUGGACAGAUUAGCACUAAAAAAGAGAAGCAAGAACUGAGCAUGGAUAAAGGCACUAAUUUAGACAAAGAAAACAGCUGGUAUAAUGGCCAGUGUAAUCAUUAUAGAAGAACAGAGAAACAAACAAAACUUAUGAAGAAAUGUCCCAAAAAGCCUGCUUGGAAUAUAAAUAAGCCUCUCAAAAGUUAUGUUCCUGCAUCAGCAAAGUAUCCUGUGCAUCUCCAGAAGGAAAAAGAAGGAAAAAAGGUAAGAAGGCAGAUGGAACUGCUUCACUUACUAGAAAGGAACGACCCUGAGAACCUCUCCCAAAACAGAGGCACUUCACCACAAGUUCUUACUUCAUCCCAUCGAGAAACUGAGUCAGAGAUCAGGUUGCAUCUACUCAAAAAGGUAGAAGAACCUCUGAAGACUCCUUCAGUUAUGAAAGAAAGGUUUCAGUCAUCACCAGCAGUAAAGAAUAGAACUCAACAAACUCAGACUAAUUCAUUAUACUUACCACUAAAAAAUAAUGACUAUGAAAAAGAGAAUCUGACCUUAGGAGAUGGUCAAACUAAAUCAUCAGAUGAGCUGUCUGAGACAUCUCAUUUCAUUCCCUACGUUCGAACAAAUGAGAUCUAUUAUCUUGAUCCAGAUGCACCCUUGUCGAGGCCUUCAACCCAGGACAACCAAUACCAAAAAUCACAUGAUUAUGGCCAACAAGAGCCAUUUGACUCCGACCAUACCAAGGACCCACUUCUUAAUCCUAGAUUGGUGAAAAACAGGGAUCGACAGCAAGCUAUCCUUAAGGGGCUUUCAGAAUUAAGACAGGGUCUUCUCCAGAAACAAAAGGAGUUGGAAACGAAUCUCAUGCCCUUAACUGCAAACCAAGAAGAUAAUUUUAGCUCUUCGUUUUAAAUGUGCUCACCACUCAACUGCAUUAUUCCAGCACCCAAUGAAAAACUUCACAUUAUCUAGUGAAAUGCUGUAUUUUUUAAAUAUAAUAAAACAGUUUAUAGUUAAAAAAAAAUGAUCUCUGUCAUACUAGGGUGUAAAAGUACUUUCUACUUACCAUAAUAGAGUCUGGAGAUCCCUGACCUGUUAACAUUGUUGCUUGUUCUGUAAGAGGUUCUUUUAGGGCAUGAGAAGUACUAGUAACACACUGAGCUAGACUCUUACUGAAAUAACUCAAAUUCAUUUUAGAAUCCUGUGGUUUUUCUUUUCUGUAAAUUUUGUUUCCAUUGCAUUAAAGGUAGAGAUGCCCCAGUUUUUACAAUAUUGAAGUUAGCAUUAUCUCAUCUCCACCAUACAGUCUUUCUAUAUAGAUUUAGUAUAGCACUAAAGUGCCUAACUAGUUCUAAUUAAGACCACCUCAAAGAUCUGUUCCAAUUAUCCGAUGCCAUUGAAAACAGAAGGCCCAUUUUUAAACGUUCAUUUGAUUGACUAUAGGAUCACACGAAACAGUAUUUAUCAAGGAUCUCAAAGACUGACUAAAAUUUAAGUGAAGCUAAAUUUCUACACAGCUAAACCUAAAGAUUGAGAAAAUGCUACUUGGUAUUAUAGACAUAGGUUUACUACCUAAAAUGCAACUGCACUGUUAGGUAUAGCUUGAGGUACUGAGCCAAAAAUCCUAUAAAUAUUGACACUGCUGGCUUAUACCUGUGUAAAAACACUAUACAAAAGCUUUAAUCAAAAUAAAUAGACAUUUCAGCAAAGUUAGUUAUCUGACAUUAAAGAAAGUCAUUACUAUUUACCAUUCUUUUAUAAACAUCAAAUUUUACAUAUAAAACAGACUUCAAUUUGAAGCCCAAGUACAGGUAACAAAUGUAAAACUGAAAGGUGCCAACAUGAGAUAAUCUGAUUACAGUAUGUCCAAAAAAUAUAUUUAUUUCAAUUUUCAGGUGCUUCAAAUGUUACAGGCCAUCAUGAUUUAAGUACGUGGGAAAGAAAAAAACAUUUCAUAAAGGUUAGGAAAUUUGUUUUUAAAUCAUCAAUUCACACUUUUAAGAAACUGUAAAAAGUCCACAACAACUUUUUUUUUUUCUGGUAGUGGUGGUGGGGAGGUUUUUACUGUAAUUUAUCUUUGGACACAUCCUUAACUUACUGGAGAUUUCUCUCUAUCCAAGUUUUUGUAAGCAGAUAAAAAGUAAUUUUCAUUUUCUUGAGACUGAGUUGAUGAAAGGGCAUAUGGUGUCCCCAGAAACGUCUGAUGAGUGAGAACAUUAAAAUGACUAAACUGAUGGGACAUUUUUAAUUGAUUUUGAUAAGCCUGACCGUUGCUAUAUGAAUCUUGUUCGGCUGAAUUGCUGUUCUCUCCUUCAGAGCAUACUCUAUCAAUAGGAGCUCUCUCUUCACAAUCAAUUUGGUAAGUCUUAUCUUCUAAUAAACUUUUUUGCACGUCAAGAGAUGACUGCAAUUCAAUUUCAAUAUUCUGUUUUUGAUCUGUUCCACUUGAUCCUUUGGUUUCUCUCGCCAAUAUUUCUGAAUGAAAACUGCUGAAUACUUCUAUAUGUGAGAUUUCAUCCCCUGAAUCCAGAGACAUAUCCUCUUCAUCCUUUUCACCGUUUUCUAAAAGAGCUACAUUUAAAAAACAAAAAGCCCUCCUCUAUUGAAAUACACAAUUUGUAUAGUUUGUAAAAUUUACACUACUCACACAACAUAGUGCGUCAGGAUCUGCAAAGUCCACAAUCCCUUAAAGCUUGGUCUUCUGCCACAAGUUCACUUAGUCACAACACUCACACUAGGUGUGAGUGUCCAGAUAAUCCGAUGCUAAAAGCUUCUGCGAAAUGUGUUCACGUUUAAUGGUGGGAAACCCCAACUCCCAGCUCCAAAGGGGUUAAUGUCAAAACAGCAUCUAAAGUUAUACGGUAAUUCAGUAUUUCAUAAGACAAAUAUAAAAUAAAACUUCUGACAUGUAGCUUCACUGAAUUUCUAAACUGGUUAGCUCUGCUGAAUGCUCAGUCAUCUCUGCUUUUCACCAAAAAUAAUUAAAGAACAGCUUUUAUUUUAAAGUCUGGAACCAAGCAGAGGCCAUAUCACAGAAGACUGAAGGUAAGAUACCCUCACUACCUGUAAUUAAAUUAACACAUAUAUCUGAAGACCUUCUGUAGCCCAACAAUCCCUCUAUCUGCCUGCCUUAAUAAAAACUAACAGCUUACAUACACUCAUAGGGAAAAUUAAUCCUCUAAGUAUGUGCCGUCCACAGAAUAGACGAGUGAAUUACAUAGUCUAUAUACUAACAACUUGUACUGACUACAAUAAAUGAGCAGAUCUUGUAUAUUAUACUAAGUCCUACAGUGAUGUCUAUUAUUGACACUGAGUAAAUGGUGUCAAUAAACAUUUCACUAUUGGAUAAACAAAACCAUUCCUCAUUCUACCUCACCUAAAGAAAACAAAAACUACUAAAAAGUUACCUGACUGUGACUCAAGAUUCUCAAUAGCACCAAGCAGCGGAAGACUUUCUUCUGUGACUGAGUUAUGAUAUCCCACAAGACUUUUAAAGUUUUGCAUAAAGUCUUCAGCAGUUGCAACUAUAAUUCCAUUAUCUGUAUAACUGGAAACCAUCUUGAUAGUCUUCUCUAAAUUAAAAAAAGAAAAUGUACAUAAACUGAUACCUGCUGUCAACAAAAUGCUUCCCAUCAUAUAGUCAGAAUUAUAAUUUAACACCUACUCCAGCCCCCUGAAAUUAUUUCACUAACUCUUCUAUCAGCAAGAGCAUGUUCCUACCUGUUAGAAAGACUAUGUGUCGCUGUUGUAUGUUCUGAGCCUGAAGCCUGAUAAGGCAGUCCAUUUCUGGAGCAUUUCGAGUUUGUGAAUCACAAUUGUGAUAGGACAAAAUCUCAACCAGAUGUUUCUUCUGAUAUACAUUUAGAAGAGACAGCAGACUCAGAGCUUUAGUAUUCAAUCUGUAAGAUUAAGCAGAGUUCAGUACCUAGAUAUUGGCAUUUUAAAAUUCGCUAUGGGAAAUUCUGCUUCAGUUAAUUAAAAGUACUUCUCAACUGAGGAAACUAAUAACCACGACAAGCUGUUGACCUUACUGUUUGAUAUAAGAAUGCUGGUUUAAGAAGGAAGGAAAAAAGAACUGUGCAUCUGACAAGCAUUUUUUUUUGGGGGGGGGGGGGCUCUUUAAUGCAGUUAGACUAAAACCUGAACCAGUCAUUCUAUUAAAUUAUUCUUAGUUUUAUUAAUUUUAAAUGUUAAGGACAUUAAAGAACAAAAAAGUUGGGCACAGUGGCAUGUCUAUAAUAGCAGCAUUUCAGGAGGUGGAUAGCCCAGGCUACCUUGUCUCAUAGACAAAUAGAGUAUAAUUCUUCCUAACAUGCAGCUUUUAAGCUAUUUAUAAUACUUCAAGGUAAAAACUGGAGAUACACCUUUGGAUACACUACAUAUGAACUUAAGACUUGCCCUUUGUCUAUUUCACAGGCUGUGAAAAUGAGUAAGACUAAAUAAAAAAGUUCAGUAUUUGCCACGUGUGUGUUACAACUUUUUAAAUUACAGCAUUCAAGAUGCUAAGGAAAGACGACUGAGUUUGAAGCCAUUCUGAAUUAUAUAAUGAGACUGUCUCAAAACAUUUUAACUACUGUACAUAGCCAAACACUGUAAUUAUUUAACCUUGAAUUUUCUGAAGACUGUCAGAGAAUGUUAAUAGGUGUUACAGUAAUCCAAAGACCUAGAACUUGUUUUGGUGGUGUCUGCGUAUAAUCCCAAUACUUUGGAGGCAGAGGCAAAAGGACUGUCCAUGAGUUUAAGGCCAGCCUGGUCUACAAAGUGAACAGCAGGCUAACUGGAGUUAACGUACAGCAAAAGGCCUAGCUUAAAUCAAAGAGGGUAAAAUUAACUUAUAAAAAUUGGGGACUGGGAAAAAAAAGGCUUGCAGACAGGAGGACCUGAUUCAUAACCCCAGAACCCACACAGCUGGAUGUAUCUAUCUACCAUCCCAGCAUGCAGAACAAAGACUGGCAGUUCAUGAGAGCUCCCUGGCAAAGUGUAGUUGUUAUGGUAAUACAUCUAUUAAGGUGGAGAGAAAGAAAGAUAAAUGACAUCCUGCUUUGGCUUCUGAAUGCACAGGUGAGUAUACUCCAACAUGCACAUGGCUCCACACACAAAAUUCUAUGAAUUACAUUUAGGAAAUUCUAGCUGAUGAAAAUCCUCUAAUGUGUAAUUAAUUACAUUAUAAAGAUACUCUACUAACAAGACACAGCACCUCAAAUUUACCAUACUGUUCAUGGAACUUUUCAAGUAACUAGUACUCCAAGGAAGUAAUUUCCAGACAUGCUAGAAACCACAUGAACAUCCAUAUUAUAAAUCAGUGUUCUAAUUGAACCCUGUCAGAAUGAGAUCAACCUUUGAUGAUUAGUUACCUGAAGUACUUAACUUGGGACAGCGUUUGACUUAGACUGCAAAUAUAGAUGAGUUGUUUGGUGCCUGUCUUGGAUCUUGCUCUACCUUCUGAAUGCU
Molecule: messenger RNA, 7399 nt
Organism: Onychomys torridus (southern grasshopper mouse)
Lineage: Eukaryota; Metazoa; Chordata; Mammalia; Rodentia; Cricetidae
Gene: Ccdc66
Product: coiled-coil domain containing 66
Exons: 18
Coding region: 47-2860 (937 amino acids)
Biological process (GO): cilium assembly
Cellular component (GO): microtubule; cilium; photoreceptor inner segment
Molecular function (GO): microtubule binding
Source: RefSeq, a predicted model, not a curated record